AUGAAUCGUAUAAAUUUAUACAGCCUUGAUGAUGGCGGAACGUUUAAUGGCAAUUCUAUUCACUACAAGGAAGAAGAUGACACCUACUACAUUGACUGUGCUGCUGAAGGUGCCGACUUCACACUCAUAAUCGGCGAGCACGAGUAUCCCAUCAAGAGAGUCAACAUGGUUGUAGAAGUUGAAAAAGACGUCUGCGUUCUCGCAAUAUUUGAAUACUGGUCAUGGGUUUCACCAGAUUGGAUAAUUGGUGAUCCUUUCAUACGACAAUACUGUAAUAUACACGACAUGAAAAAUGAGCGUAUCGGAUUUGCUCCGUCCCUGCAAGACUCUCCUUAG
Molecule: messenger RNA, 336 nt
Organism: Cylicostephanus goldi
Lineage: Eukaryota; Metazoa; Nematoda; Chromadorea; Rhabditida; Strongylidae
Source: the annotation of a GenBank genome assembly